CCGGACGCCAUGGACGCCGAGGAGCGGGGCGCCGAGGCGCUGAGCGGCUGCGAGGACGAGCUGGACGACAACUCCAUGGAGGAGGACGCCGAGCUGAAGGACGCGGCCAGGCCGCUGCUGGCCUUCGCGGGCUCCUGCCCGCCCUCGCCGCCCUCCGUCAUCUCCAGCAUCGCCGCCCUGGAGAAUCAGAUGAAGAUGAUCGACUCGGUCAUGAGCUGCCCGCCGCUGCCCGGCCUGAAGGCCGUGGAGAACGGCUCCGGGGAGAGUGACCGCCUGAGCAACGACUCCUCGUCGGCCGUGGGCGACCUGGAGAGCCGCAGCGCGGGCAGCCCGGCCCCGUCCGAGUCCUCGUCCUCCCAGGCGCUGUCCCCGGCCAACAGCAACGGCGAGAGCUUCUGCUCCAAGUCCCCGGGCCUGGGCAGCCAGGAGGAGCCGCCCGACAUCCCGCUCAAGACGGAGCGGCCAGACAGCCCGCCACCGCCGCCUCCGCCGCCGCCACCAUCGGGCCCCGGGAACGGCGGCGCCCUGGACCUGACGGGCCACCCCGGCCGGCCGCCCAUCAAGGAGGAGCCCCCCUUCGGCCUGCUGUUCCUGAGCCGCGAGCGGGGUCCCGGCCUGGUCGCCAGCGCCACACCCGCCAUGGUCAAAAUGGAAGUCAACGGCCACGGCCACGGCAAGGCCGCCCCGCUAGGUGAGGGCCCGCCGCUGCCGGCCGGGGUGCAGGUCCCCAGCGGGCCCCAGGCCGUGAUGAGCCCGGGCCUGGCGCCCAUGCUGGCCCCCCCGCCACGCCGGACGCCCAAGCAACACAACUGCCAGUCGUGCGGGAAGACCUUCUCCUCGGCCAGCGCCCUGCAGAUCCACGAGCGCACCCACACCGGCGAGAAGCCGUUCGGCUGCACCAUCUGCGGCAGGGCCUUCACCACCAAGGGCAACCUCAAGGUGCACAUGGGGACACACAUGUGGAACAACGCCCCCGCGAGGCGUGGCCGCCGCCUGUCCGUGGAAAACCCCAUGGCCCUGCUGGGCGGCGAUGCCCUCAAGUUCUCGGAGAUGUUCCAGAAGGACCUGGCAGCCCGAGCCAUGAACGUGGACCCCAGCUUUUGGAACCAGUACGCUGCCGCCAUCACCAACGGGCUGGCCAUGAAGAACAACGAGAUCUCCGUGAUCCAGAACGGAGGCAUCCCCCAGCUCCCAGUAAGUCUCGGUGGGAGCGCCAUUCCCCCGCUGGGCAGCAUGGCCGGCGGCAUGGACAAGGCGCGCACCGGCAGCAGCCCGCCCAUUGUCAGUUUGGACAAAGCGAGCUCAGAGACGGGGGCCGGCCGCCCGUUCACGAGGUUCAUUGAGGACAACAAGGAGAUUGGCAUAAACUAGCCGGAGGCGCCGUGACCCGCCCCACCAUCCCGCCCCCGUCCGCACCCUGACAUUUGAGCAGCAGGCCGUGGGCCCUCAUAGCAGAAAACAGUGUCGUGGCAGCUGCCAGGAGGCCGGCCGGGCUGGGCCGUGCUGGACAGCUGUGCCGGCUCGUAGGUAAAUUUCCGUCAAAGAAGUGCUCGGAAAACCGCUGUAGGAGCAGAGUGCACAGCCCGGAUCCCCCAGAACCUAACAGCCCCGCAGGGCAGAAAGGGGGUCCGGCUGGCGGGCUGGAGACUGGGACUGUGCUGCGGGAACCCUCCACCCUCGGCGGGGGUAGGUGGGGCGGGGGGUCCUUCCAACGCCCCGUGUUGCGACAGUAUCUUUGUCCGUAGUAUUUAUGAUGUUAAGAUUACGCGGGUACCUGACGGUAUAACAGCCCCAACCUGAAAUGACGCUUUUGUACUGCAGAAUACAUCUGGCUAUGUGAUUUUUUUUUUAAAGCAAGAUUUGUUUUACUAUAAAUAAGUGGAUUAUCUCAGUGCAGGCAAAAUUGUGAAGUUUCGUUGGGAAAGAUAGCAUGCCUUUUGUGUGCAAGCACCUGUCAGUAACAAACCUUUUUUUUUUUUUUUUUUUUUUAACUUAAAUGUCUGUAGCUGCUAUGUGGACCGUUGUUCUCGAGUGUGGUCUUAGCCCAGGGACUGGGGAACAAGUCACAAACAUCACCGUAAAUUAUUCACAACAUUAUGAGCCGUUGUGAGUAAAUAUUUCACAUUAUCAAAGCUGUACAAUAAAAAGGUAAUGUUUGUAUAA
Messenger RNA from Oryctolagus cuniculus (rabbit), 2163 nucleotides. The record is from RefSeq and is a predicted model, not a curated record. Lineage: Eukaryota; Metazoa; Chordata; Mammalia; Lagomorpha; Leporidae.